AUGUUUGGCGGGAUGUUCUCAGCGAUUACAGCACCUGUAGUCACUGGAGCACGGCCCUCCUCAGGGUCGAAACCAACAACAGCAACAGCGAAGGCACUGCCAGGUGCCGGUCAGCCGUUUCAUCGUCAGCCAACGUUUGGAGAGUGCAGCGCUUACGCCACUCAAAUGCCUGAGAAGGUACUUUUUAACAAGUUUUGUACUUCUAGUAGGGGAACAAGUCUCACUCGAUUUUUGAUAGUGCUUGCUAGUAGGGGAACAAGUUGAUUGUACUUCUAGUAGGGGAACAAGUUUCACUUAGUGUACUUGCUACUCCUUGGAGGUGAUGUAUUCCUUGCUGUAAUAUAGUUCCAUGAUGUAAAAAAGUCCUUAAUGUAUUCCUUUUAUUAGGCUAGCAUUACUAAAUGGGACAUGAUGAUGACGAACAUUACUAAAUGGGAAAUGAUGAUGAUGAUGAUGACCUUUCACCAGGGCUCCAAGGCCUACCGCAUUUUGUUUGAGGAAGAAGUUUCGGAGGGCGACACCGACGCAGAGGACCUUGGAUAUUUUACUGCCGCUGCACGACCUGGUGAGGUGGAGGAGCCAUCUUCUGACUCGGGCUCUUCGGUUAAGGCUACUCAGUGUGGAAGGAUCUACCGUAGCAACUAGGCUCUUUUUGUACAGUUGAAAUCAGAGUGCCAGGUCUGUUGUAGAUUAGGUAGAUCUCUACCUGAAAAAUAGAGCCAGCUUGAACUGAGGGAAGCGAUGAUCGCGGAAGCUCUAACUCGGAUGAAGACGAAGCACCAGGAGGUUUGGGUGAGGCCGCUAAUGCAGAUGCGAUGUCUGCUUCUAGCGGUGUUGCGAGUGGAAGUCCCACUGCAAGUCCGACCUCUCCGGACGGAUCUCCGAGGACACAGUUAUGGUGACCAUAUAACGCUACUAAUCUAUCGUUUCUGCUACGUCGAUGUGGGUCGUCCCUCGUGAAGCACCAUGUCACAAAGUCAGUGACACUGUCUUCAGAUGAACUCGGGGUCUCCACAUCAAUUAUAAUUACAUAUUUAUAAAUCAACAUCGGGGACGAGGACAGAAGUACGCAUGCGGAAAGAAGUAUGCUGUAGGUAGCACAGGGACGAUGGAUCACUGGGAGUACUAGUAGAGCUCCUCUAAGACAUGCAUCUGCCUCGCCUGCAGGAGGACCCUCUAGUAACGCGGCCGCGGUUGUGCGGCCCCUCCGUCCGGUUGUGCGGGCGGCGCCGACACGUGCCGUAGUGCGGAGUCGACGCAAGCAGCAGAUCAAGGCACCAAUUGCCUCGCUUCCAAAGCUGAAUUAGGACACUUUCUACUCUGCUAGUUAGAAAAAGAGUACUCAUAGUUAAGAUUGUGUCAUGUACUCAUAGUUAAGUUAGAAAUAGAGGGUAUGCGUAAUAGAAAUAGAGUCUCAGCAACCCUGAUGCUAGCAUUGAAAAGCUCCUCUGUAAUAUGAUGUGCAUGAUGAUGCGGAUGCUACCAGCGUGUUUCAAUCUCUUUACCUAACCUAUCAACUACAUCUGAACAGUAUCGAUCAUCGUGCUUACGACCGUAAUUCUAUCUACGUUAAUAAGAUCAACAUCUGAACAGUAUCGAUCAUCGUACUUACGACCGUGAUUCUAUCUACGUUAAUAAGGAAUCUUCUUCUACCUUCUAAUUCGAGAUUCAGCUUCCGUCGAAAGAGCGGGAGGCUGUAUUUCGGGAAUAUAAUGUGGGUGCCAACGUGGAUUCGCGUCCACGAAUGGCCCUUUUCAAUUAUGGUCUCUAUUUAAAAUGUCCACCAUCUAUCCCGGCAUCUUGAUAUCCACCUUUUACCCUGUAAUACUUAUUCUAUAAUGAAAGUAGACGAGGGCAUGAUAGGGGUCAAGCUCAAGAAGAUGAGGGGACCGAGAUGGAUAAAACUCACGCCAUUCGUCCUCCAAAGUCUGUCAGGAACUGUUUCACCCUGUCGAUGUUGGUUAAUUUGAGGACCAUUUGUGAAAAAAAUAAAUGAUGAUACUCUAAUUCAAGACGUACCUGUACGUAGUCGACGAAGUGCACAUAUUCGUCUUCAGCACGAAAACGGGCCAGCAACUUGUAAAAUGGCGCCAUAACAUCUUGGAUGCUGACCUGGAGUUAGGGCUCACAUUUUUUUGUGGGGCGUUAGAUUCUUUUACCUCUUACGAUGACUGUAUAGCGCAGGCUUUAGGAUUAGGAAUCAAUAAGGUCUUCUUUUAUAAGCAGAUACGUCUUGUUCCUCUUCAAGACGUGUUGUACUUAUCCAUUUUACAUCUCAUCGUACAUCAUCUGCAACACCUAUUCAUAUUUGAGAAGUUGCAUCUAAUCCACGCAGGUAGCAACGCACAGGAACAGAACCCCGAUGACGAUAAUGGGUUACUCCCCAACAUCGUUACGGUGCAGAUCUUCAACGUUGGUCUCAAAGCACGACUGGCGCUUUUGAUUGCGACUAAUCACGUAGUGAAAUUGUAUUGGGUGCCAGGACCUUGAUGUGCCUGCCUAUAGGCCUGUAGUACUAUAUGGGACACGGUGAUGAUGAUUGAUCCGUUCACUAGAAUGAUCUUGUACUUAUAAGGGUUUCCGAGAGUAGCAUCAUGCAGAAUGUUAAUUCUUGACAUAUUUUCUAGUCGGAAAAAGGAUAAGGAUGACUCACUAGAAGACGGCUGUGGAUGACAGUACUACCUUUUUUUUUUGCUUUUUGAGUGAGUUCUUUUAGUUUCAUGAGUUUCGCCAGUUAGUUGCUGCAUUAUAAAGAUGUUUCUAUUCUGCGGACGCAAUAUCGAUGUGUCGAUUUUUGGUAUUCUUCACUGCUCAACACGUUUACUGUACAACUGAUCGUACUUAAAUUUUGUUGAGUUUGUACAUAUUAACUAAAAGGUCUAAUAGCUUCCGUAAUCAAUCUAAAUCCUUGUUGACUCUGUGAUGCGCGGUUUUGCAUUGUCCCUGUUUUAGGUGCAACUUCAUUGGUUGCUUUUCCCACAGUCAUUUGAUAAAUUCUCUAAGGGCCCACCACAGCUUACAUCAAUGCGUUGCCUUCUGGACGGAUCGCUGGGUCGUAGCACGUUAACCAUUAGGCAGAAUAUUCCGCUUGGUUCGCCUGAGCAGAUGAUAUAGCACAAUGACCGGCUCAUAAGCGAUGGGCAUGGUCAUUCCAGGAAUCAUAAACAC
Molecule: messenger RNA, 3168 nt
Organism: Amoebophrya sp. A25
Lineage: Eukaryota; Dinophyceae; Syndiniales; Amoebophryaceae
Source: the annotation of a GenBank genome assembly